GAGAAAAACCCUUCACGCCCUAUUAUUCCUUUGAUACAGACAUGAAUUCUUAACCAGCGAGUAAAAGAAAAGGGAUCGUCGCAUCGAUCUCGUAGGCUUCGUCUCGUAUUUUCACGCAAUCAUACCUACCAUUUCGAUGGCAACAGCCGCUGACAAACCCGUCGCCACCGCCCCUCCAGCAUCCGUCGUCUAUUCAUCGGCUGAACCGAACUCUAAGCACAUCGUGGACCCUGCUCCACCUUCCACGGACAAGUUAGAUCCUCCUAACUCUGAUACUCCCGCUUCUGAAGUAUCUCUUAAGGAGAGCGAGGGUUCGCAGACCAGCGGGACUAUUGUGAGCUCGGUCGCCAACGGUGGCAGCGGUCCCGUUAACGAUAUCCAGAAGAAGAUUCGCCGAGCUGAGCGGUUCGGCCUACCGUUUCAGUUGUCUGAGCAAGAGAAACGUAAUUCUAGGGCUGAGAGGUUUGGUGCUGCACCCGGCACGAAUGGAUCAGAAGCAUCUAAGCAAUCGGAGGACCUAAAGAGGAAAGCCAGAGCAGAGAGGUUUGGGCUCUCUGUACCCUCUAUGGCUGCUGACGAGGAGGCCAAAAAGAAAGCACGUCUUGCCAGAUUCGGACCAGAAUCUAAACCGGAUAAUUUAGAAGAGGAAAAACGAAAAGCAAGGGCACUCAGAUUGAUAACAUAG
Hibiscus syriacus is the source of this 685-nucleotide messenger RNA. Its product is annotated as protein MODIFIER OF SNC1 11-like. The transcript has 4 exons. Bases 137 to 685 code for a protein of 182 amino acids. Gene Ontology annotation, cellular component: nucleus. Gene Ontology annotation, biological process: poly(A)+ mRNA export from nucleus. The record is from RefSeq and is a predicted model, not a curated record. NCBI's taxonomy places the organism in Eukaryota, Viridiplantae, Streptophyta, Magnoliopsida, Malvales, Malvaceae.